Messenger RNA from Psammomys obesus (fat sand rat), 1297 nucleotides. It is a transcript of the gene Cnmd, whose product is annotated as chondromodulin. The coding region runs from base 15 to 1013 and encodes 332 amino acids. The record is from RefSeq and is a predicted model, not a curated record. The transcript is spliced from 7 exons. NCBI's taxonomy places the organism in Eukaryota, Metazoa, Chordata, Mammalia, Rodentia, Muridae. Gene Ontology annotation, biological process: negative regulation of endothelial cell proliferation; negative regulation of angiogenesis.
CUCCACCUUGGGCCAUGGCAGAAAACUCGGACAAAGUUCCUAUCACCAUGGUAGGGCCCGACGACACCGAGUUUUGCAGUCCCCCGGCGUACGCCACCGUGACCGUGAAGCCCUCCGGCCCUACACGGCUGCUCAAGGUCGGAGCCGUGGUCCUCAUUUCUGGCGCCGUGCUGCUGCUCUUCGGGGCCAUCGGGGCCUUCUACUUCUGGAAGGGGAACGACCAUCACAUUUACAAUGUCCAUUACACCAUGAGUAUCAACGGGAAAUUACAAGAUGGCUCAAUGGAAAUAGAUGCUGCGAAUAACUUGGAGACCUUUAAAAUGGGAAGCGGGGCUGAAGAAGCGAUUGAAGUGAAUGAUUUCCAGAACGGUAUCACCGGGAUCCGAUUUGCUGGAGGAGAGAAGUGCUACAUCAAAGCACAGGUGAAGGCUCGCGUCCCUGAGGUGGGCACUGUGACCAAGCAGAGCAUCUCCGAACUGGAAGGCAAGAUCAUGCCAGUCAAAUACGAAGAAAACUCUCUCAUCUGGGUGGCCAUGGACCAGCCCGUGAAGGACGACAGCUUCUUGAGUUCUAAAAUCCUUGAACUCUGUGGCAACCUGCCUAUUUUCUGGCUUAAACCUAUGUACCCAAAAGAAACCCAGAGAGAGAGAAGAGAAGUAGUGAGAAACAUUCUUUCUACCACGAGGAGACCACAGAGUGAAUCUCGAGGCAACCCAGGCCCUAGAAGACAGAAUAAUGAGACCAGGCCCAGUGUUCAGGACGACGCAGAACCUUUCAACCCGGACAACCCUUACCACCAGCAGGAAGGAGAAAGCAUGACAUUCGACCCUAGACUGGACCAUGAAGGCAUCUGCUGUAUAGAGUGCAGGCGGAGCUACACCCACUGCCAGAAGAUCUGCGAGCCACUGGGAGGCUACUAUCCAUGGCCUUACAAUUACCAAGGAUGCCGUUCAGCCUGCAGAGUUGUCAUGCCAUGUAGCUGGUGGGUUGCCCGCAUCUUGGGCAUGGUGUAAAACCAUUUCAUCUACCAGGUACUGUCAAUCAUGAAUUAACUUUAGAGUUGACAACCAAAGAAGUGUAAAGCAUGUUCAGGCCAAGGGACCACAAAGUAUUUUAUAUCAACCUGAAUGAUGCUAUCGCAAGUGCUGCAACAGAACCUCUCUACUGUGUGUGCAAAUGUACUGAGAGGGUAGUUUAAAUCUACAAUUAUUAUCCCGUUACUCUUUGCUUUGCUGAUAAAGCCCACUGCAAGUCUUUAAGAGCUACUUUUGAAAUAAACAUAAAAAGUUAUUUACAA